This is a messenger RNA of Podospora bellae-mahoneyi, 1180 nucleotides long. RefSeq lists its product as uncharacterized. The transcript has 3 exons. The record is from RefSeq and is a predicted model, not a curated record. NCBI's taxonomy places the organism in Eukaryota, Fungi, Ascomycota, Sordariomycetes, Sordariales, Podosporaceae. Bases 201 to 896 code for a protein of 231 amino acids.
AACAAUCUUGGCUGGACGACACCACAGAGAAAGUCAUGCCUGUAUCAUGUGAUCCCCUCUCCAUGCAAAGUAUCUGCGGUCCGGUCAGCUUCGGAGUUAAAGCACCAAACUCUUAUACCAACCUCAGCUCUAAACGCCAAGCCCUACAAAACGAUGGUAGGCGCCAACCAUGAUUCCGAGUCAGACCGGUGCUCAGUAAAAUGCUCUACUUGAAAAGCCGUCCAUCCCCAAGACUUGAAAUAUGUCUGCUGUUCUUCUUUUCCUCACGGACCUUGACCUUGAAACGAUCCCAGCGCUCAAUUUAUAAUCUUGCACAAGUAUCAACCCUUUCAAACAUGAGUUCAAACUGCUCUCAUUUCCUGUCAGCUUUGCCGCCUCUUCACCUACUGUGUUUCUCUUUUUUGCUUGGGGCAAACCUAUACCAAAGCUUCAUCAUGGCCAAGAUCAGCUACCGAGCCCUCCCAAAGUCCGCUUUCCGAAGCCUUCAGAAACAGGCCUGGCCGUUUUAUUUCCGAUCCCAAUCAUUAUUGGUCGUUAUCACUGCUGUGACUAUCCCGCGAGAUGAUCUUGUUCCCUUCGAGGCAAGCCUCAUGAGCUGGGUUCCCCACGCCGUUGCGUUCACCUCAGCAAUGUUGAAUACAUUCAUCUUUGAACCUGCUACACGGAAGGCCAUGGUUCAAGUUACUCAUCAAGAAACGAGAGAUGGGCCUAGCUGCAACACGACACAAUACGAUGAGAACAAGGUGAUGGAGGAUGCUAGUGUCAGGCCAUCGUCGGGGAUGGUGGUGGUGAAGAGACGGUUUUCAUUCAGCCACGCAAUGUGCAUCCACCUCAACCUGUUGACACUGGGCGCUGUGUUGGCUUAUGGUUGGACAUUGGCCGCGAGGAUCCAGUGAAGGAGGACUGAGGCUGAGAACUGCGUCUUGGUAUAGUGUCCAGUGGCGGAUGCUACUCUUUGUUAUGAUGACGGAACUGGGACAAGCUCUAGACUUGAUGCUAUUGUCGAUCAUUAAGCUGAUCUUGGCUGCAAUGAUAUCAAAGUUUGAGUGCGGCAGUGAUGUUCGGAUUGGGCUUGUUCCGAUGGAGUGGCUCACUACAUGCCAAAGAAGUGAAUACCCAGCUGUGUCUAUUUUGGGAGUCGUCUAGAUGUUUCGUUAGAGCAAUAGACCACUAUUACUAC